This is a messenger RNA of Plenodomus lingam JN3, 1779 nucleotides long. RefSeq lists its product as uncharacterized. The record is from RefSeq and is a predicted model, not a curated record. Gene Ontology annotation, molecular function: FAD binding; oxidoreductase activity. NCBI's taxonomy places the organism in Eukaryota, Fungi, Ascomycota, Dothideomycetes, Pleosporales, Leptosphaeriaceae.
AUGGGCCGCUUCUCACCAUUCGCUUUGCUCCUGUUGGCGGCCAAUGGUGUAUUGGGCACCAAAUGGAUUGGAGAAGUCAAGAAUGUUGACGGUGUUGACUAUCAGUGCAAAUGCUAUGCAGACAAUGCCUGCUGGCCGACCAACAAGGACUGGGACAAACUCAACAAGACAGUCAACGGGGCUUUGCAGGUUGCCAUUCCGCCUGGCGCUGUAUGCCAUAAGUCGCUUGGCAAUUCAUCAAUCAGUGUCUAUGAUGCAGCCAAAUGUGCGGAUACACAGGCAAAUUGGGCGAACGAGCAAUGGGCAACUGAUCAUCCUAUUGCAGCCCUCUGGCCGCUGUAUACCAAUAAUACCUGCUUGCCUACAGACGACCCAUCAGAGCCUUGCACACGCGGCUUCUACGGACAGUAUGUCAUUUUGGCAAAGACCAAGGAGCAGAUCAAAGCCGGGGUAAAUUUCGCACGGGAACGCAAUCUACGUCUAAUUAUCCGCAAUACUGGCCAUGAUUUCAUGGGGCGAUCUACUGGCUUUGGUUCUUUGAUCAUCAACACGCACAGUUUCAAGGACGUCACGUUUGUGAAGAAGUAUACUGGUGUCGGCGAGUGGUCCGGCGGUGCAGCUACUGUCGGCGCAGGUGUCCAGGGCCGCGAAUUGUACCGCCAGGCUUUUGCACAAAGUCCUAAGGUGGUUAUUGUCGGUGGAGAAUGUCCUACGGUUGGUUGGGCAGGUGGCUACAUCCAGGGUGGAGGGCAUGGUCCGCUUACUGGAAUCUACGGGAUGGGCGCUGACAAUGUCCUGUCCUUCGAUGUUGUCACGGCUGCGGGCGAAUUUGUCACAGCAAAUGCUGAAAGCCAUGCGGAUCUAUACUGGGCAUUGAAGGGGGGUGGCCCCAGUUCAUUCGCUGUGGUUGUUGCUAUUACCGUCAAGACAUUCCCUGAGAUACCCACCGCUGGGACCAUUCUGAACAUCAAUUCGACACACACGAACGACACCAAGGUGUUCAACGAAGCUUUCCGGAUAUUCCACAACUUGUCAAACCACUAUAGCAACCACGGGAUGUUCGUAUACUUUGAACUCGGCCCUGGGCCUGGACGCCUGCAUGUUGCGCCUUUUGUGGGACCUAAUAUGGAUGAGGCUAAACUGAAGGAGGUUUUGGAACCCCUCUACACUCAGCUUGAUGCUGCGAAAAUUCCAUAUGAUGCCUACACCAAGGCAUUCCCCACUUUCUUCGAGUUGUACCUGGACCUGUUCGAGGACGAGGGAGCGAACGGCAACUCCGUGGUUGGCGGUCGACUCUUCACCCAGCAAGACAUUGCGCAGAACGGUGAUGGCAUUGCAGAUGCUCUCCUGUUCGCUGCUUCGCCCGACUCGAACACAAUGGGCUUAAAUGUUGGGCACAUUGUGAACCCUGGACAUGCAUGGGCGACAGUAGAUAAUGCGAUCCACCCUGCGUGGCGCAAUGGGAGCAGCUUCGUCAUCACCAAUGUGCUGCUCUCGGGUACGGAAUCCUGGGAAGUCAAGAAGGAACGUGAGCACUACAACACAAACAUCAUUGGACAGAGGCUGAGGGAUGUCUCGCCUGGCGGUGCUAGCUACGUGAAUGAGGGCGAUCUCUACGAGCCGAACUGGCAGGAGGCCUAUUGGGGCUCCAACUACGGUCGCCUGCUGCAGAUUCGCCAGAGGUAUGAUGCCAACGGCCUCUUCUAUGCGCAGACGACGCCUGGGACGGAGAAGUGGAGCGUGAUUGACUAUGGGACGAAGCUGUGCAAGGCGGCGUAG